CCGGGACUGCGGCCGGGUCGGGGAUGUCUCGGGCCGCCGGGAGGGUAGAAGCGCGGAUCGGCCUUUCGUUGUCACCGGGAGGGGUCUCAGAGCUGCCGCGGGCGCUACUGGGGGCCCCCGUCCCCUGGCGCUGCCCCCCGUCAUGUACCGCGGGCUGUAUACUUCAGUAUAUUUCAGUAUUGUUCUAAAGGACACACUGGAAAAAAGAGGAGCUCUUGCCCAAAUCAAAGCGAGGAUCAGAGCUGAGGUGUUCAAUGCCCUGGACGACCAGAGCGAGCCGCGGCCCACGCUGUCCCGGGAGAACCUCCUGAUCAAUGAGCUCAUUCGGGAAUACCUGGAGUACAACAAGUAUAAAUACUCAGCAUCUGUGCUGACCGCAGAAUCCGGCCAGCCUGAAGUGCCCUUGGAUAGACAAUUUCUUGCCAAAGAGCUGAAUAUAGUUGAAGAUGCAAGUGGAAAAUCAGUACCUCUCCUGUAUGGAAUUCUCUCUCAUUUCCUACAUGGUGGUAAAGAAGAAAGUACCCAGAAUAUCCUUCCAAAAGUGUCCUUGCUGAACUAUCCAAAGCAGAACCUUGGCAAACCACUUGCUGAGAGAAAUCAAAAAGACAGAAUUCCAGAACCAGGAAGGAUGGCUGGCACAAGCAUCGAAGAGCCUCUUAUUUUACAAAGUACAAAGAGAUGAUAUCUUUCAUUUUCUAAUUUCUCAUUUCAAGGUCUGUCAGAUUUAAUUUAGGACAUUCUUCAUUUCAUACAUUUCUCCAAUAAAUCCAGUGGGACCAUUUUAGCUUGUAAGAUCUACUCAUGAGACAGGAUGACAAGGUCAUGCUUACUGUCAAUUUAAAAAUGGUAGCAAAGCUCUUUCCCCAGUGCUGAUAGAAGGAAGACUGUAUAGGGACUCACAUUAGUGAAUCCUGUGUCUAGAAUUGCACCUGAAUAUACUGAGUUUAUCCAAGAAAUUUUUAUAUAAUAACUUAUAAUUUUUACAUUUAUAUCUUGGUGUGUUUUUUCCUGUGUUUCUGAAUAAAAUUUUUCAAUUUUA
Agelaius phoeniceus (red-winged blackbird) is the source of this 1039-nucleotide messenger RNA. RefSeq names its product centrosomal protein 20 (gene CEP20). Gene Ontology annotation, biological process: cilium assembly; microtubule anchoring. Gene Ontology annotation, molecular function: protein binding. NCBI's taxonomy places the organism in Eukaryota, Metazoa, Chordata, Aves, Passeriformes, Icteridae. The record is from RefSeq and is a predicted model, not a curated record. Gene Ontology annotation, cellular component: centrosome; motile cilium; ciliary basal body.